CGGAGCCACCCGCCCCCUAGCCUCGCUCCCUCUGCCGCCUGGCUCUUUAUUUUUAACCCGGUAGCUCGGUUCAGCUCGGCUCCCGUGGCAAAAGCGGAGCCUGGUGGAAGGGGACGAGGCAGAUUUCCAGCCGCGAGGAAGAGGAGGAGGAGGAAGAAGGUUGGGCUAGCAGCAGCAGCAGCAGCAGCCAGGUUGCCGCAUGCCCGAAGCGGCCGCCACCAGCUGGACUGCAAACGCUCGCCUCCUCUUCCCCGCUUCGCCCCGCCGCUGCCGGCCAGCAAGGAGGCAGACGGCGGCCUCUGGCUUCUCCCGGGCCGCCCCCUGGAACGAUCCGUUAGUCAGAGCCCAGCCUCCCUGCUGCUGCAGCGGCGGCGGCGGCGGCGGGAGCGACGGGGACGCAGCUUGCCUUUGCAAAUGGCCAGCCCCGCUUUAGAUCUGGCGGAGGAGUCGGGCCAGCCUCUGCAAGACGUCUCCCAGCCUGAGCCAGCUUUGGCCGAAGCUCAGCAGUGGAUCGAGCAAGUAACGGGAAGAAGCUUUGGUGACAAAGAUUUUCGGGCAGGUUUAGAAAAUGGUGUUCUCCUGUGUGAGUUGCUGAAUUCGAUAAAGCCUGGAUUGAUUAGAAAGAUCAAUAGACUGCCAACUCCCAUUGCAGGACUGGACAACAUUGCUUUGUUCUUAAAAGGCUGCAAAGAACUGGGUCUGAAAGAAUCGCAGCUUUUUGACCCAAGUGACCUUCAGGAUAUCUCAAGUAGAUCAACAGGAAAGAACCAUGACUUCAGCAGGAAGCUGAAAAAUGUUUUAGUCACUAUCUAUUGGCUGGGGAAGACAGCAAACAGCAGCACUCAUUACAGUGGAGCAACACUGAACCUGAAAGAGUUUGAAGGAUUGCUAACUCAGAUGAAAAAGGACACUGAGGAUGUUGAGAGUCCAAAGCGUAGCAUCCGUGACAGUGGCUAUGUAGACUGUUGGGAUUCAGAGCGCAGUGACUCCCUUUCUCCUCCUCGCCAUGGUAGAGAUGAUUCUUUCGACAGUCUGGAUUCCUUUGGCUCCCGCUCCCAGCAGACUCCGUCUCCAGAUGUUGUAUUGAGAGGAAGCAGUGAUGGGAGAGGAAGUGAUUCUGAAUCUGACUUGCCGCAUCGAAAGUUGCCAGAUGUGAAGAAAGACGAUAUGUCUGCAAGGCGGAUAUCCUACGGUGAACCUAAAACAGUUGUGCCUUUUAACCAAUACCUCCCCAAUAAGAGUAACCAGACUGCCUAUAUUCCAGCUCCUCUCAGGAAGAAGAAAGCAGAACGAGAGGAGUACAGGAAGAGCUGGAGCACUGCUACGUCUCCACUAGGAGGAGAGAGACCUUUCAGCAAAAGCUACCCUGAAACUAUAGAAGAAGAGCAAGGUGAGGCACUAGUGUGUUCUGAAGAGCAGUCCUCAGGGUGCAGAGUUGCCACUACAACCCUCCCUGCGAAGCCUGUUCAGAUAGACGUGACUCAAAGGGAUUCUUUACAUCUGUCUCCUACACAUUCUGCAAGGAAAACAGCAAGGCCCAGAAAUAAUGACAAAGAGCCUGAAGAACUCAGAAAGCUAAGAAAGCUUGAACAGGCUGGUAUUAAGAUCAUGCCAGCUGCACAGCGCUAUGGCAGCAGUCAAAAGCACACAUGUGAAAUGAAUGAGCUUACUCCAGACAUCAUCCUUCGCAAAGAGAACCCCUUUAUGUCGUGCUAUCAGCGAAAAGAUUCUGGCUCGGACGGUGAACAAGACAACAGUGUUCCUGACCUAGAGAAAGAUGAUUUUGCUAUACGCAGAGCAAAGCUAAACCAACCUAAACUUACAUUGCCAUUUAACCAGUUCAUGCUUGGAUCCUAUAUAAGCAAAGAUGGAGGUAAAGGGGAAGAAGGGAAGAAACACAUGAAAGAACAGGAAUGCUCAAGUGGAAAGAAGGUUCACAUGACUUCAGCAAAGGGAAUGUCAUUAUGUGAAGAGGAACUCUUCCCGCAAUCUCAAGAGGACGGAUCUGAGAAGAAAAAAGAAGCAGCAGUUUGUAACAUUCAAAGAGAUGAUCUGGCUAAACGAAACGUUCAGAUUUGCCCCUCCCAACUAGACUUGUCAAUGUUUGUGAAAACUUCUAUAACACAAGCUGAUAAGGAAAUAUGGGACCGGCUGAAAGUUUCAGGGAUGUCCAGUGAUGAGGAGCUCAUGGACGUUCCAGGUUCAUUUCUCUCCUCCGAAAAGGCAUUGGAACCUGCUGGCCAUAAUGAUGGUGUUGCUAGCCACAAUGUACAAAUACCCAAGAAAGCUACGAACCCCAAGCAGAGGUUUGUGCACUUUGGACCAGUGAUAGAAAUUGACCAUAAAACAUGGGAGACACUUUCAGUUGCUAGGGCUGUGACUCAAGAUGAAGAGCAAGAGGCAUCCAGUAGGAAAAGUGCUGAGGCUUGUGUGACCUCUCAUGAAGCCUCACCUUCCAUUUCUGUGAGUGAUGAUGACAAGUCUGUUGAUCACACUGAUGAAGUCCACAGGCUGCAUGAUAAUCCCAGAGAAAUAAUACUGUCCAAUGUGGAUGUGUAUAAUUCAUCAGCUUUAGAUGCUUGUGCUGAUUCUCAGAAGCAAAAACUAAGUUUUUUUAAUGAAUGGCAUGAAAGCAGUGAAGAAGAGUUGGACGAGAAUUUGCCAGACAUUGAGAGAGAUGACAUGCUGGCUAGAAGAUUAGGAACUUUUCAAAAAUCUACUAGCCCAGUUCGCACAACAUAUCCUCCCAUUUCAGUAGCCAGCUAUGGGCCUUUGAAACAGCAACAAAACAUUACUUAUUGUGGAGAACGGGGGUCUCCACAGAAAGCAGAAAGAAGUUCCUCACUGACUUGUGGGAUGCAACAUGAACACAGAGUGCCUUCACCUUUAUCUGUAAACUCUGUUGUAACAUAUGAAGAUGGCUGUGCAAGGUUAGAAGGUCCAGAUGAGCAAAGAACUUCUACAAGAGUGGACAAAGUGAGAUUUAAAAGUCCUGGGAGAGAUGACAUGAUGGUGAGAAGAACCAGAGCUUUUCUGAAACAGACGGGACCAAGUGUUAAACAGUUCCUCCCAGUUCCGUUCUCGAAGCAGCAGAAUGGUGAGGAAGCAGCUAAGGAGAUAGUAAAGACUGAAAAGAAAGUGAAGAGCACUGCUAUGACAGAUACAGUGGCUACUGGAAACAUACCAAAGCUUUGUGCAGAAAUUCCUGAAAAGCUUGUCGUGCCCCUUGGACCCAAACUGGAAGAAGACGCACACCGCUUCUCCGGUGGAAGGCAAGAAGCGGUGUCUUCUGAAAUGCCUAAAAAUGCGUUCGACCCUGACCAAGUCCAACCAGGAUGUUCUUCUGACACGCAGGAAGCUUUUGAAAAAAACAGCAAGGAAUUCCUGUCACUACAGGAUGAACAAAUACAAAUAUUCGGCUCCAGAACUGCUGUGUCUGAUGACGCAGAGAGCGUGAGCAUGUUUGACAUGAGAUGUGCAGAUGAGACCGCUGUGAUGCAGCCUCACAGCAAGGCUCACCAUGAAAAGUUACAAGCUAUUCACAACCAGCUGAAGGAGGAUGAAGAUCGGUGGCAGGACGAUUUGGCCCGAUGGAAGAAUCGCCGGAGAAGUGCUUCACAAGAUUUGCUGAAAAAAGAAGCUGAGAGGAAAAAAAUGGAACAGUUGCUGGCUGGAGCUGAGGGGUCCAGUGAACGAAGGAAAAGCAUCAAGACUUACAGAGAAAUUGUGGAAGAGAAAGAGAGGCGUGAGAGAGAGUUGCACGAAGCAUACAAGAAUGCCAGAUCACGUGAGGAGGCAGAUAGUAUUCUCCAACAAUACAUUGAGAGGUUCACCAUUAGUGAAGCUGUCCUUGAACGCCUGGAGAUGCCAAAAAUUCUGGAAAGAAGCCAUUCAGCAGAGCCAAAUUCAUCAUCCCCACCUAAGGACCCCAAUCCCCUGAGAUAUUUACGGCAACAAUCGCUCCCUGCCCCCAAAUACACUGCCAAGGUUGAAGCAACCAUCGCUCCCACUGGUGGAUUGGAAGUCAGCCUUUCAACAGGUUGCAGUUCUCCAAGCAAACCUUUUGUCUCUAAGGCUGUGCCUAUGCUGACCCCCAAGCCUUACUCACAGCCCAAAAAUACACAGCAGGUCUUCAGAACCUUUAAGGUUGAUGGAAAAGUCAGCAUGAAUGGAGAAACUGUCAAUGGGGUGGAGGAGGAGCAAGAGAGGGAACACACAGCAUUAAUAUUUGCCCCUUCGCCAAGUCGAUUGCCAAACUCAGACGGUGUGAUAGGAAUGGAUGGUGAGGCAGCAGAGGAGAAGCAAGACUCCACUAGUACCGAGCUUGUUCUGAAGAAACUCAUCGAACACAAUAAGCAUAGAGAGCAGACUCUUUUGAGUGGCAGAAGAUUAUGUGAAGAAAUGACUCCAUUAAAAAAGACAGAGGGUCCUUUGACUGAAGAAGGAAAACAAGUCAACCAAAAAGAAGAAACUGAUUCAGAAAGAUCGCCUUCAGUGGGAUUAGCUUCAGAACCCCAAGAAUUCAGCACACCAGUUUCCUGUGGCAGCUCUACAGUGACGAGUGAGGAGUACUCUUCCCUCAGUAAUAAUUUCAAGGAAGUGGGUUCAGAUGACGAGCUAAAGAAAACUGAAAGAUGGCAACAGAAGGAUGCAGAAGAACCAAUUUUUCAGAAGAUAGAAACCUUGGAAGCUUCUGAACAAGAUGGAGGCAUAGUAUUUCCGCAACUGAAGAAGGUUCCAGAGAUGAGCCAAGUAGUUUUGCAGAAUUCUGCUCCACCAGCUGAUGUUGGUAACCACGACAAGUCAAAUCGUUUCAGCUGCUGGUCUUGGGAUCCAGAAGAGGAGCGUAAGCGGCAGGAACGAUGGCAGCAUGAACAGGAGCGCGUACUUCAGGAAAGGUACCAGAAAGAGCAGGAUAAGCUGAAAGAAGAAUGGGAAAGAGCACAGAGAGAGGUUGAAGAGGAGGAGCGUAAAUACUAUGAGGAGGAACGCAAGAUCAUUGAGGAUACUGUGGUCCCAUUCACAAUUACUUCAAACUCUACAGAACCCUUAUCUACAUCUUCCUCUGUGACUGAUGGAAAUGGGAGCCUGAAUAUGAUGGAUAUGCACAACUUUGAAGAGGAAGAAAAGCAGAAGGAAGACAGAACAGUGAAAAAAUUAUUUUGUGAGAAAGAAGAUGGCACUUCCUUCUCAAAAAGCAAUGAAUAUGAACAAUGGAAGGAGAAUACGAGCAUGGUAAAUAAAAAAGGAUUUCCAGAAACCAGUUCUCAGAGAAGAAAUGAAUCAUCCCCAGUAUCAGAAUGUAUGCUGCCCAUCCAGAUGACAUUUCCUCUCUGUCAAGAUAUUGUACAGAAUCAGGCUAAACAGAGCCCACAUGUUUCAGAUGUCAGACAGAAAAAUUCACCGUUGGAACAUAAUUUAAGCUUGCCAGUCAGCUCGACAAGAGAAAUUAGGAGGGCAGGCUGUCAAGAGACCCCUAGAAUUGGGUCACCAUCACCAUGUUCUCCAUCAAUGCAAAGCCAGUCACCGAACAGGUCUGUCAGUGGAAAGAAGCUUUGCUCUAGCUGUGGACAGCCUCUCGGAAAAGGUGCUGCCAUGAUUAUCGAGACUCUUGGUCUUUACUUCCAUAUUCAGUGCUUCAAGUGUGGAAUUUGUAAGGGACAGCUUGGAGAUGCAGCAAGUGGUACAGAUGUCCGGAUAAGAAAUGGUCUUCUCAACUGCAAUGAUUGUUACAUCAGAUCCAGAACCGCUGGUCAGCCAACAACUUUGUGACAUGGCUCUCAGGCUUGCUUACGUAUGUCUUCUGCAAGAGGAACACUGCAGAAAAUAUUCUCCGAGCGCUUCUGGACAAUCGCAUAUAAGAGCUUAUUCUAUCCAUGGACUUCACAGCUCUCAUCUCAUCUUGAAAAGCUGGCAUAAAAAAGGCUACAUCAGCUACUUUCCAAUGCAAUAUAUUAUUUCCCUUUCAUAAUUCACUUACAUUAUAUGUAUGAAGUGCACCUCUGGACAUUUAGCUCCCUAUCUUCCCAUGAGAGCGUGAUUCAUAUUAUCAGUUAUGUUUGGUUUCAGAGUCUGGUGUUUUGUUUUGUUUUUUAAAUAACAAGGAAAUAAAGAUGCAAUAAACCUGUUUUAAUAUGAAUAGGAACUGAGAAUUUUAGAUUUAAACAACAUUUGUAGGUGUUCUAUAAUAUGCCAAUAUAUUAAUCUAAUUAGUUGCAUUUGACUGAAAAAAUAUUAAGCAGCAUCACAGAAAGCAAAAUUUCUGUUUAUUACUGGAGCUGUAAUCUUUUUUUAUACAAGAACUAGUUUGAUAAAACAUGCUGUAAUUCUGAAACAUUUUACAUUAUUACCUUCAGUGGAGGGUAGGAAUUCUGCAAAUAAAUUAUUGCACCUUCA
This is a messenger RNA of Pogona vitticeps (central bearded dragon), 6396 nucleotides long. It is a transcript of the gene LIMCH1, whose product is annotated as LIM and calponin homology domains 1. The record is from RefSeq and is a predicted model, not a curated record. Gene Ontology annotation, biological process: regulation of focal adhesion assembly; positive regulation of stress fiber assembly. NCBI's taxonomy places the organism in Eukaryota, Metazoa, Chordata, Lepidosauria, Squamata, Agamidae. Gene Ontology annotation, molecular function: myosin II head/neck binding. Gene Ontology annotation, cellular component: stress fiber.